Molecule: messenger RNA, 2960 nt
Organism: Pyricularia oryzae 70-15
Lineage: Eukaryota; Fungi; Ascomycota; Sordariomycetes; Magnaporthales; Pyriculariaceae
Exons: 3
Coding region: 641-1363 (240 amino acids)
Cellular component (GO): endosome
Molecular function (GO): phosphatidylinositol-3-phosphate binding
Source: RefSeq, a predicted model, not a curated record
GUCAAGGAUUACAGACGUGAAGUAAAGGAUGGGACCCAGGAAUAUAACAUGAUGCCCCUAGGAUAAGUGAUUCCCUUCAUUAGGUCAGUAACGUUCUUCACGCCUUCAUGUCGCACGAUCCUGGGCAAUAGAGAAAGAAAGAACGCGGCUCUACAGGGAGCGAGCUCUUGCUUGUACCUAGGUCUAGGUAAUUUGCUAGGUUUUAUGCCCAGUAUUUGGAUCGACGGUCACAAUGCAGCAUCUCCCCCCAAAUGGUUUCACCCAAAGAAACAUGAACAACCACGACCAUUGAAUUCUUGAUCUGUCAACCCCCGAUACACGACAUUUCAAUCUGUGUUUUAACACUUAAAAUUCGAGACGAGACGGUCGCGUAUGGCAGACCAAGUUCAAGCUAUCUGACAUAAAUCAUCCGAGCGACGACGGCGACGAGGAUCCCGGCAGCUCUAAGCUCUCCCAUCUUGAACCUUAAUCCGACAUCAGUGGCUCGGCCCGGCCACCCACAACAAGACCCAGCUGCACUCCCUCCAUAGCGAUAGAAAGACAUCUUACUGCCACACGGCAGUCGGCUGCUGCCUACGUCUGCGAAUCACAGGCACUACUUAACUCUCCAGGCGCGAUUGUGCGCUUCUCUCAUGGCUGCAUGGCGACCGAGGUGACAGCCUCAGCGCCGGGCGACAUUACUACCACGACAGCCCCUCAUCAAUCAUCUUCCUCUCAGUCCCCGCUGUUUGCUGAUGACAAUCGAGGCGCGGAUCUCCAAAAUGAUACAGCCCACACUGCAAGUAGAAUCUCGCCCGUACAAUCACCAGUGACGGCCCCGCCAUAUUGGUCGCCCAGUCAGAGCGAUCCGCCGCGAUUCUUUGGCGAACACGGCGUCAGCGGCAGAGCACCGCCGCCCCAUAACGGCUCGACUGAGAGCGUUGCGCCCAUCAAUGCCAUCAUGAUGCAUGAUAAUGAGACGGCUGGCGAAGAUGCGACCCCAGAGCGAGUGUCGGGCCGUGAUCGCAACCGCGCCUGCUGGGCCAAAAGCGUGUCUGUAACCGACUACGUCAUCGUCAACAGCAGCACCACCAACAUCGGGGCCUUUGUGGUAUGGAACAUCAGGGUCGAGACUUUGAGCGGCUCGUACAUGAAUAUAAGAAAGCGCUACUCAGAGUUUGACGACCUCAGGCACAAGCUAAUGGUGACAUUUCCAAACUUCGAGGCUGCUGUACCGGUCUUGCCGCCCAAGAGCGUCAUUGCAAAGUUCCGACCCAAGUUCUUGGAGAAGAGGCGCUCGGGGCUGCAGUACUUUUUGAACUGCAUUCUGCUCAAUCCAGAGUUUUCAGGGUCGCCCGUGCUGAAAGACUUCCUCUUCUCCUGAAUUGUGAGGAUUGAAAUGCCGUGUAUUGCACAUAAACGCAGGCGGCAACAUAAAGAAUACAUCUGAAUAACGUGUCGGCUAUUCAAGUAACUAAUCGUAUUCACGCAAAGUCAUGAAGAGGGUCCGGCAUCAAGUUGGACUUGACUUGAAAUAGUCGGCACCCACCAUGCCACUCAUUACACAAUCGAGAACCUUGAUUCCAUGAAGGCGUAUAUGGCACAGCUGAUAGGCAUUCUCGCAUUGAUAUCGGACACAUAUUUUCUAAUUGGACAGGGGAGCCACGCAGUGGAAUAUCAUAUCAUACACCGGGGGAAACACAGAACAGUUUCUUGCCCAAAGAAGGAUGCUAUGAGCCAAUAAUCAUAGCAGUGGUCGAAUAAUCAAGAAAAACAGCUUUAUCUAACAUCGAUUUCUAAGUCCUAGUGCUACACUCGAUACAUGUUGAUUCUUAUCAGCGCCCCUUUCAAGUUUUACUCGUCAUAACCGGUUGACUUUGCGAUGUCCUCCCACUCUUCCAACAGCUUGAGUGUUUCUUGGCACUUCUUCCUAAUGACGUCAACAGCAUCACUUCCCAGCACCAACCUCGGCGGGAUCUCCUUGCCCUCAGCGACGCCCGUCUUUGUCAGGACGUCGACCGUAACCUUGGCCCCCUUGAGCACGUCGCCCGGCUGCUUGUUGUUGCUGAGCUCCAGCGCCGCCUUGUACUUGCCGACCGCGCUGUCCUCGCCGUAAAUGUCACUCUUUGGCUCCGAGGCCUGCACGCGCCUGCUCUUCCCGCCGGCCGUGUUGAGGAUCUCGGUCCGGAAGUAGCCGGGCUCGAUUGUACACGCUGCGAUGCCGAACUCAGACACCUCUUCGCGGAUCCCCUCGCACAAGCCCGAGACGGCCCACUUGGUGCUGCAGUAGUGCGCCACCGCCGCGCCGCCGAUCCAGCUCCCCAGGCUGCCAAAGUGUGCAAUGACAGGCUGCACGCCCGCGCUGCCGUCGGCCGCCACCGCCCUCAGCCCUGGCAUCACUGCCUUGGUGAUGUUGACGGCCCCGAGCACGUUGGUCCGGUAAAUGGCCUCGCUUUCGGCGGCUGUGGCUUCCUCCAUCGCGGCUUCGAGCAGGUAGCCGGCGGCGUUGAGCACGUGUGUGACGGUACCGAUCUCGGCCAUCUUGGAGGCCAGCUCGGCGUCGGACGCCGUCACGUCCAGCGCCAUCGUUUUGGCGCCCAGCUCGGCCAGGUGCUUGAGGCAGUUUGCCGACCGCGCCGUUGCGAUCACGGUGUGGCCCCGUGAGAGGGCAUCCUUAGCAAUUGCUUCGCCAAAACCCGAGGAGGCGCCUGUGAUGAGCCAGGUAGGGACGGACAUGUUGAUGGAUCUAGAUGAGGUUUUUUGGGGUUUGGUGGUCUCGGUGAGUUUUUUUUUAACUUUGAGAAUUGCAAAUGUUCUAUUCGUGGGAUAUUCUGGUUGAAUAGCGUGUAUAGUGUACGGAGUAUAUGUGUCUAUGUGAGUGUUUUGGAAUAUCAUCAUGUUGGUUGAGCAUUGAGGGAUAAGCUACCGUUUAUAUAACUUACUUUGUUUUCGGGUUUUUCCUACAUUGAAUUUAUCCCCGA